AUGUUAGCAACUAUCUCAUAUGUAAUUCAAGGAGACUCUGGUGUCAAAGUCGAGUACUGCCCUAACCAUUGUGGCCAUGACACGGACCCCGAGCUUCUGAAACUGGAUGAGAAAUCGGAGUUAUAUAUCGUAUCCCUACUGAAGAAAGGAUACAAAUGUAGAAAAGUUUACGAUAUAAUCCAAAAUACUCGCACUUCUCAACCUCUGUUACAUCUUGCGACUCUCAGAAAAAUUUGGAAUAUUGCUAAGAAGCACUCCUUACGACCAAAAGAUAAUCGAAAACCGAGAACAUCAGUUGCAGUUCGGUCGGAGAUAAUCUCUCACUGUACUCCGCCGGAGAGACUAUCCAUGCCACAAUCAAAGCAUUCCCUCGAGAAGACUCAUGAAGCAGUUCAGCAGCUGAGUUCAGAGUGGGUGGUUGAUCUUGAGCCGGAGAUAGAACAUCCAAAGCUUACGUCUGAGAUAUGCUCGAUAGAAAAGGCGACAGAUCCGAAAGCAACGGUUGGACAGGGCUCGAAACAAGAGCCAGUAAACUUGGAACCUACAUCUGCUCAGAUCCCUCCACCAUCGAUAUUGGAGAUUGCUGAGCUAGAACUAAAUCCUCAAUCUGUAACACCUCCAGCAGAUUACGAGCUGGCGAACACAGAACUCGUCAGUAGGAUCGAAAAGAUUAUUGCGGGUUUCCACGCUGACGUUCUUCAAAUAGCUAUACAAUCGAAUCAUCGUUCCUACAGCACUCUCAACAGAGCUUUACGAGCUAUGGAAGCGGCAAGAGCUGUCACGAAAUCACUAGCUACUAAAAUAUCUAACGAAUCGGAGUGCUAA
This is a messenger RNA of Necator americanus (New World hookworm), 825 nucleotides long. RefSeq lists its product as uncharacterized. The transcript has 5 exons. NCBI's taxonomy places the organism in Eukaryota, Metazoa, Nematoda, Chromadorea, Rhabditida, Ancylostomatidae. Bases 1 to 825 code for a protein of 274 amino acids. The record is from RefSeq and is a predicted model, not a curated record.